AUGUUUUUCAAUAACCAUGUUGAAUCACUGCCCAAAAUUCCUCUAUUCACGGAUGACGAUGACGAUUUUGUAAAAGUGGAUUAUACGAAUAAGCUUUUUCAUCAGGUUGAAUUCCUAAAAAAAAAAACAAAAGUUUCAAAGAAUUUAUUAAGUCUUACGCCAGUUUCAAUGACUUACGAAUGAAAUGCCAACUUUGUGAUGUUGUGUUGGUCGCAGAAGGAAGAAGACUAAGUGCCCACAAGGUGAGAUAA
Messenger RNA from Caenorhabditis auriculariae, 251 nucleotides. NCBI's taxonomy places the organism in Eukaryota, Metazoa, Nematoda, Chromadorea, Rhabditida, Rhabditidae. The record is from the annotation of a GenBank genome assembly.